AUGAUGAAUCCAAGACCUGGCAAUCCACCUGAUGCAAAGCCUCCACAAGGAACUCCCUAUGUUGGAAGUAAAAUUAGUUUGAUUUCCAAAAGUGAUAUUCGUUAUGAGGGUAUUCUUUUUAAUGUGGAUACGGUUUCUAGUACUGUAGCUUUGAGAGAUGUCAAAAUGUUUGGUACUGAAGGAAGAAAGCAAGGAGAACAAAUUCCUCCUCUCGACAAGAUCUAUCCCUUCAUCAUCUUCAAGGGAACUGAUAUCAAGGAUCUCACUGUUUGUGAACCUCCUUCUCAACCACCUCAGCAACAACCACAACAACCCAUGAUGCCUUCAUCAUCAAGAUUACCGCAAAAUGAAGUUGGUGGAAUGCCUUACCCUCCAACACUCCCAAUGGGCGGAAAUAAUCCUCCUGGUUUUCCAAGUCCUGGAAUGAUGCCACCAAACAUGAAUCCUUACAUGAAUCCAUACUUUUAUCCUCCUUAUGGUGGACCAAUGGGCUUCAAUCCAAUGGGAAUGCCAAAUCCAAUGGUAAACAUUCCUCCCAAAAAUGUUCCACCACCGCAACAACAACAAACCCAGAUUCCACCAACCCAACCCAUUCAACAACAACAACAACAACCACCAAAACAACAACCAUCAUCAGUGCCUUCAACCACCUCUCCUCAACCACAAGAGCAGGUUUCACAACAAUUAAAAUCUAGUGAGGUUGUUUCUCCUGUUGCUGCUGUGGCAACAACUCCUGCUGUUUCAACAAACAUUCAAGAAGAUGUUAAGUCAGCAACAACAGCACCAACUACUACUACCACAACAACAACCACUGCAGCAACAACUAGCACUUCCGAAAAGCCAACAUGUGCUUCCAAAAAGGACAAAAAAACAUUCGAAGAGGAGUUUGACAUUCAAGCCAAUCUUCAAAAGCUUGACAAGACUGUUAUUGCUAAAGAGUUAGAGGAAAAGCAUAUUCACAAAGGAUACGACAAAUCAAGCGGCUUUUUUGAUACUAUUAGUCGUGAAAGUGAUGAAAAGAAAAAUAGAAGAACCAGACAAGAAAGACAAGAACAACAAAGACUUGAUUUGGAAACAUUCGGAGAGACCAUGUCGAACGGAACCGGAAGAAGCACUCGUGGAGGCAGCAGAGGAGGUGGAAGAGGUCGUGGAGGCAGAGGAAGCUCUUCAUAUCGAGGUGGAAGAGGAUCUAGUACCAGAGGAAGCAGCAGAGGUGGAAGAGGAUCUUCAAGAGCUGAAUCCAAUGAAUAA
Naegleria fowleri is the source of this 1251-nucleotide messenger RNA. RefSeq lists its product as uncharacterized. The coding region runs from base 1 to 1251 and encodes 416 amino acids. Gene Ontology annotation, biological process: cytoplasmic stress granule assembly; P-body assembly. Gene Ontology annotation, molecular function: mRNA binding. The record is from RefSeq and is a predicted model, not a curated record. The transcript is spliced from 2 exons. Gene Ontology annotation, cellular component: P-body. NCBI's taxonomy places the organism in Eukaryota, Heterolobosea, Eutetramitea, Acrasida, Naegleriidae.